AUGGACAAGGCUACAUCUAUCGUGACUUCGGUCUGGCAGAGUCAGGCCGUGCAGGCUGUGCUUGAUGCUGGCCCGCGACACUGGCUCCCCUACGCAGUCGCUUUGGCGAUGGGCUAUCCGAUCUUGACUCGGAGCUUGCGGUACCGACGAUUGAAGGCGUUACACAGCAAAUUCCCAUAUCGCACUCGAGAAGACAUGGCUCGAAUGACAGACGACGAUGCAUUCGAGAUCCAAAAAGCGAUCGCUCAGCUCGAAUUUCCAAUGAUCUUCAUCAAAGCACUGCAAUUUGCCUUGUUCAGGACAUACGGGAUUCCAACAAUCUCCCACCUACUCGUCCAAACCAGCCAAUUCUCCAACCCGGAAACCUCUCUCAAGCGCUACACCGACACCAGCACCCUCGUGGCAGAAAUGGUAGGCAACAGACCAACAUCGCACCGAGCCUACGCCUCCCUUGCCCGCACCCGCUUCUUGCACUCGGGCUAUAGGGCCUCGGGCAAGAUUCUCGACGACGACAUGCUGUACACCCUGGCCCUGUUUGCGCUCCAGCCCAUUCGGUUCAUCGACCGAUUUGAAUGGCGGCAACUGAGCGACUUGGAACGCUGCGCAAUCGGUACCUUUUGGAAAAGUGCCGGCGAUGCGCUGGAUGUCAGCUAUGCAAAGUUACCGUCUGGUGCUACGGGAUUCAAGGACGGCAUUCAGUGGCUGGAAGAAUUGGAGGUGUGGAGUGAGGCGUACGAGGCCGAGAAGAUGGUGCCCGAUGUGAAGAAUCGGGAAACGGCGGAUCAGACAACGGCCAUUCUGCUGUACAUCUUGCCCAAACCCUUGCACUCCAUCGGGCUACAAGCUGUCUCGUACAUGAUGGAUGACCGAUUGCGCAAGGCCAUGCUAUACGAUCCACCUUCACCCUUCGUGUCUACCGCGAUAUCCAGCAUCCUCUUCCUCCGCAAAUGGGUGCUCCGACACUUGUGUUUGCCUCGCCCAUACGCGUUGCGCAAAGCCCCUUUCACCGAGAACCUCGAUGAAAACGGCCGGGUCUUCGUCACGCAGUGGGACGCAGCCCCAUACUACGUCAAACCCACAUUUUGGAAUCGAUGGGGCCCAACGGCCCUGUUCACUCGUGUGCUGGGGCUCCCGGUCCCUGGAGAUGAGGGAGACAAGUACUAUCCUGAGGGCUAUCAGAUUGAAGAUGUAGGACCCACGUAUUUUGAGGGGAAAGGGCAUAAGACGCUGCAGAAGACGAUGGAGGAGUACAAGGGAUAUCGAACUGGGAAAUGUCCUUUUCAUUGA
This is a messenger RNA of Penicillium diatomitis, 1287 nucleotides long. RefSeq lists its product as uncharacterized. The record is from RefSeq and is a predicted model, not a curated record. Gene Ontology annotation, molecular function: oxidoreductase activity. NCBI's taxonomy places the organism in Eukaryota, Fungi, Ascomycota, Eurotiomycetes, Eurotiales, Aspergillaceae. The transcript has 3 exons. Bases 1 to 1287 code for a protein of 428 amino acids.